Molecule: messenger RNA, 2188 nt
Organism: Amoebophrya sp. A25
Lineage: Eukaryota; Dinophyceae; Syndiniales; Amoebophryaceae
Source: the annotation of a GenBank genome assembly
AUUCUCUUAACCUGUAGAGAUCUAAAUGUGAAGGAGCCCGAACCUGACGUAACCGGUAACCCCUAUAGAUAAUUCUGGAGCAUGCAUCAAUCAACGAUGACGAAUCUUUUCUUGGCUCAGAAAGAGUUCCGCACAGUGAAGCGACAAGAAUACGCUGGUCAACCGAACGUAGAGGAGAGAAUUCGCACAGAGUGGACGAGGCUGUCGAAGGAGGAAAAAGCAGCAUUUCUUCCAGCGAAGAAGAGCAGGGAAGAUGUUUCCACAACUGUGAACGAAAAAAAAACCUCUGUUAAGCAGGACAGUAUUUGAUAUUCUAGUGAGUAAUCAAUUCCUUAGAUGGAUAAGUGUUGGAGUUGGUGUUCAUCUUUGGUUACGUAUUUCUGAUCUUAGUUUCGACUACGCAAGCCCCGCUUGAUUGGGACCCCCUGCUGCCAAGUUCAUGACAUUUGUGAACCCGAUUUCAAAUAUAUGAUACAUGAUUAAUUAGUCUAACGACAAUGUGUAGUAGAAGAUGUAGAUGUAGAACCGAUUAUAACCCAUUGAUACGCACGACAAGUUCUUUAUUUUCUUCGUUCAGGAUGUGCGCUGAAUAUGCAAGUUUUGCAGUCUCGGUCAACAGCAGUUUUGCAACGGCUGCUACUGGCAACAGUAGUAGUGCCAGCAGUUGUCCAAGUGUUGGCGCAGGAACGAAGCAGUUAUCCUUUGCUGCGCAAAUGAUAUUGGAGCAAAAGAGUAAAAUUGCAACCGAGAAGAGCGACCUCAUCAAAGGCAAGAACGUGGAUUUACUUAUGACAGUUCCCUCGUACAACUUUUUGAUCUUGUCAUGGGCAUUCUACCACCGCCUCUCAUGUAUGAGCCGAGAUUCGGAGGAAGAACAGUCGAAAAGAUGGCCAUUCAAUUGGUAUUGGUAGAUUGAUAACUAUUUCACAUUUAUCAGACAAACAAGAAAGGUGGCUUGAUGGUCUGAUAGUACAUAGCCAAAAAGCAUGAUUUGACUCUACGUAGUGCACUACUAAUUUUUUAAAAAGGCCACGCGCUGAUGGUGGAGAUCCGGAUUCCCUAAUCGGACCAGAGGAAGCGAAACGACUGAAAAAGGAAACCGCGGCGCGCACUGGAGGCCGUGCAGCGCGACCAGGCAUAGCAGACAUCGCAGUGCCGGUGUUCGGUAAGCGAUCUGUUGCUGCGGUAGAAACAGCAUGUAGCUCAUCACCUCAUCCGCCGGGAAAAAGCAAGCCAGCCGUACCAAGUCGUGUAGGUAGUCCAACUGCCUUCCCGGCAAGCGGUGGGAUCGAAGCAGGCGUGAGCUCCUCCUCUCAUCAACAAAGCGCUGAAGCAACUGCGCCUACAAACGAUGCAGAGGAGAAAAAUAAUGGAACCAUACUUCCGCUGGCCCAACGUGUUGAGCAGUGGCGGCGGCAGAAAGAACUACAAGGCACCGGGCCGCGACAGCCCACUCUAGAGGAUGUAGCACGAAACCUGGCAAUGCCCCAACUGCGAUCCGACAGCUUAUUUUUAUGUGGACAUCUUAUUUCAUUCUUAUCUUAUCAAUUUCAAUUUGUUUAUUUUUUUGUAUUGAUGCGCUCCGGUAACGCGUACGAAUAUUAUUCAUCGCUGACCACAUUGCUAUGAAAGGGUUCGUCAUCCUAUCCUCAUUGAGGUUUAUUUAAUGUGUAAUUACGAGAGUACAACCAUAAAACUCGACAAGUUGGAAGCACAGCACUUAAAAGCAUCUAAUUUUUGACGGGUUAGCGGCCGGCCCUGACGAGCUGCAGGUAACCGACGAAAGCGACAAAAGAGACGUAAGGACACUUAUACGCGACGAGGUCAAGCUUAAACUCCAGGAGGAACGUAUGCGCGCAACACUAGCGCUCGUUCAAAAAAACGAAAAGAACAAAAGAUAAAAAGGUGCACUCUAUUCUAUUUUAUGAUGAUAAUCACGCCACCAGCACAAUAAAAUGAUAAAUUCCCCGCCUCUGGUCUGCUUUCUUCUUUAUGAAAUGAACUUCGUGCCAAACCGAAAACUUUGAUGAAGAAGUGAAUCUAUUCAUUCUCUUGUACUAUUGUCGAUCCCGAGACCAUCGCUUUUCGCGAGCCCCAUUUCUGUUGUUGAGAUGUUUGAGUCUUUGUGCAGCAGGCGCAAAAAGUAUUUGUAGUAUCCCCAGGUUGGUGGCGGCGACGAUAAAGGCCC